This is a messenger RNA of Glarea lozoyensis ATCC 20868, 777 nucleotides long. RefSeq names its product NAD(P)-binding Rossmann-fold containing protein. The record is from RefSeq and is a predicted model, not a curated record. Bases 1 to 777 code for a protein of 258 amino acids. The transcript has 4 exons. Lineage: Eukaryota; Fungi; Ascomycota; Leotiomycetes; Helotiales; Helotiaceae.
AUGACUACCUCGACCGCCUCUGGCUCUCGUCUUGCAGGAAAGGUAGCAAUAGUGACAGGCGGUGGUUCUGGAUUUGGUGAAGCCAUCUCUAAACGUUUCUCCGAUGAGGGUUGUAAAGUUAUCGUCGCCGAUAUGAAUCCCGAAGGCGGUGGCAGAGUUUCCCAACACAACAAGGACAACAUGCAUUUUGUGCAGAUGAAUGUCGCUAAGAGCAAUGACUGGGAGAGCUGCCUCAAACAAUGCAUUGGCAAGUGGGGGAGAGUGGAUGUGGUGGUCAAUAAUGCAGGAACGAGUUAUCCAAAUAAGCCGACGGCUGAAGUCACAGAAGACGAUUUCGAUAAGGUCUUCGCCGUGAAUGUAAAAAGCGUGUAUCAUUGCUCAGCCAUCGUCAUUCCAACACUCAUAAAACAAGGUAAUGGAGGUUCGAUUAUCAACAUUGCUUCAAUUGGAGCGACUCGACCACGCCCUGGACUCGUUUGGUAUAAUUCUAGCAAAGCCGCAGUCACAAAUGCAACUAAAGGUCUAGCAGCUGAGUACGGCAACAAGAAUAUUCGAGUCAAUUCUAUUUGUCCUCUUUUGAGCGCUACGGGCUUAUUUGAAACAUUCGUAGGCGUCCCGCCAACCGAAGAAAACUUCAAGAAGUUCUUGUUCAAUGUUCCACUGGGAAGACUUACAGAUCCUUUAGAUAUUGCAAACUAUUCUCUGUUUUUGGCAAGUGAGGAAGCGAAGUUUAUCACUGGUACUUGUCUCGAAAUUGACGGAGGACGAGGGAUUUGA